AUGGCAAUCGACAACACCGUGCCGGCAACCCUGCCUAAUCCCCCCAAACGCCUUCUGCUAGUCAGCGUCCCCAGAACCGCCUCCAACCUACUCUCCAAGAUGCUCAAUAUCGAAGGCCAGCCCAAUGUUCACACCAACGCCAAAGCGGGCUAUUUCUUCUACAAUGCCUUCACAGCCAUAGCCAACGGCGGCUAUCUCAGCAAACCAUGCUCCCAAUGGACCGAGAGCGAGAAAACCGAGGUCCGCGCCUUGUUCCAAACCUGCUUCAACGAGCUGGAAGACUACUGCACCGAAGCCGAAGCCACAAACAAAAUCAUGUUCGCGAAAGAACACUCCUUCUGGUUCUCCAACCCCGCCGCCCUCCAGCCCGGCGUCUACGACACCGAGUUCGCCAAGGCUCUCCACGUCGACAUCCCCGCCAGAUACGGCGAGCAGACCUACUCCGCCAACAACCAGACCGUGAUCUCGGACGAGUACCUCCGCACCUGGCAGCUAGCGUUCAUCAUCCGCCACCCAGCGCUCGCGUGGCCGUCUCUCUACCGCGCGAUGCUCAAGAUGCAGGCGAUCGGGUUCAUGGACGAGGACGGCCUGAAGGGGGCCAGCGCGACGAACAUGACCAUGCGCUGGAGCCGGAGGCUGUAUGACUGGGCGGCGGAGCAGCCCGAUAUCGCUGUUGCGCCGCCGAUUAUCGAUGCGCACGAUCUGAUCCAUACCCCGCAGAUUGUGCAGAAGCUGUGUGCGCAGACGGGCUUAGAUCCUGCGAGCGUGCAGUUUGAGUGGGGGAGUGCGGAUAUCAAGAAGGCGGAGCUCUGGGCUCCGGGCGCCGAAUGUGAUGCGGAGCAGCAGAAGCAUAUCAAAGCUGCGAACAUUAUGUUGUCGACGCUGCAGAGCUCGUCGACCCCGAACAAGGCGCUGGCGCCGGAGACGAUUGACAUUGCGGCUGAGGCUGUUAAGUGGAGGGCGGAAUUUGGGGAUGAGAUUGCGGGUGUUAUUGAGAAGGCCGUUCAUGAUUCUAUGGACGACUACGAGUAUCUGAAGGCCAGGAAACUCUGCCUGUAA
Penicillium chermesinum is the source of this 1059-nucleotide messenger RNA. RefSeq lists its product as uncharacterized. The record is from RefSeq and is a predicted model, not a curated record. Bases 1 to 1059 code for a protein of 352 amino acids. NCBI's taxonomy places the organism in Eukaryota, Fungi, Ascomycota, Eurotiomycetes, Eurotiales, Aspergillaceae. The transcript has a single exon.